Molecule: messenger RNA, 1764 nt
Organism: Dendrobium catenatum
Lineage: Eukaryota; Viridiplantae; Streptophyta; Magnoliopsida; Asparagales; Orchidaceae
Product: guanylate kinase 1
Exons: 11
Coding region: 173-1348 (391 amino acids)
Biological process (GO): purine nucleotide metabolic process
Cellular component (GO): cytosol
Molecular function (GO): GMP kinase activity
Source: RefSeq, a predicted model, not a curated record
UCUAUAAAUUGUGGCUGGUGAGAUUUCGGAGAUCGAAUACUUUCUCUUUCUUUGGUCUUCUUCCUUCUUUCAAUUCUUCCUUCCAAUUUGAUCGGUUAAUUUAUUUCUAAGGAUUCCUUAGAAGAAUCUGCAAUUGGAGAAACAGGCUGAUCUGUACAAAACUGAACUUUCUAUGGGGGAAGAAGUUCCUGAAUUUGGUUUUUGUAACACUGAAAAUUGUCCACCUGUGGUGCUUGAUUCAGAACCACAAGGCUAUGAGACCUUAACAAUCAUUGGUGAUAAAGUAUAUUUAGUUUGUGGAUCUGAAGGCAUUCCUAACAUGUCAAUUAACAUCAAAGUUUUGGACAAGCAAACGGGCAAAUGGUUGGAGCCUGUUGUAUUUGGCGCAAAACCGGUUGCAAGUGAAGGGUUUUCGUCUAUUAUUCUGGAUAGUGAACGGGUAUUGAUACUUCUAAGAGAAUCUUCAACAGAUAAUAGCAUCUGGUUCCUUGAGGUAGACACUCCUUUUGUUAAACAGAAAAGGAAGCAGCUUGGCAUUGAGGUAGUGGCCUGGAGUAAGGGCUUAAUAGGAUAUGGAUCAAAGCCUAUUGUAAUUAGUGGCCCCUCAGGAGUUGGCAAGGGCACCUUAAUAGCAAAGCUAAUGAAAGAAUUUCCAUCAACUUUUGGGUUUUCUGUAAGCCACACAACCCGAGUUCCGAGGGACAAGGAAAUGAAUGGAGUUCAUUACCAUUUCACCGAGCGGAACAAGAUGGAGAAAGAUAUACAGGAUGCGAAGUUCCUUGAAUCUGCAUUGGUUCAUGGAAACCUGUAUGGAACAAGCAUAGAGGCAGUUGAAGCUGUUUCUGAUGCAGGGAAGAGAUGCAUUCUUGAUAUUGAUGUUCAAGGCGCAAGAUCUGUGAGGGCUAGCCCCCUUGAAGCAAUAUUUAUCUUCGUUUGCCCUCCAUCAUUUGAGGAGCUUGAGCUACGACUUCGUGCACGUGGAACAGAGACUGAGGAGCAGAUCCAAAAGAGACUAAGAAAUGCCAGAGAAGAGCUUGAACAAGCAAAAACCGCAGGCCUUUUCGAUCAUAUGUUGGUAAAUGAUAAGCUCGAGUCAUGCUAUCAGAAUCUAAAGAAAAUACUUCUUCUAGACGAAAAUGACAAAUCACCAUAUCAACCUUCUAUGAAGAGUUUCAUAGUUCCAUUCUCUCACUCGAUAUCCAAAGUAGAUCAGAAGGUCUUAAUUCACUGUGGAACUAAUGAACUCAGUGCAUCUCCUUCAACCAAGUUCAUUCUUGAUGUGUCUUCACUUAAAGGAGGAGCACCUGGUCGCACAAGAGGCCUAACUCUAUCUACCAUAAAUUCAUAAUAAGCAGGCAGCCAUUGAUAACCUCCUUUUUACUUAUUUUUUAUCUGUUUGAACUUCUCUUUGGGCAUUUCAUUUAGGAUAGCACAACUGGUUUUGUUAUCUUCUUUAAGGUUUUUGAUUGACUAUUGCUUUAAAGUUUAUGAUUAUAACUUCGUUUGGGACGGCUUUCUUACUGCUUCUCAAAACAAUAUUUUAGUGCAAAAUUAAAAGCUGUUUUAAAAAACAGUAAGAAAGUUGUCCCAAAUAAAGCCAUAUAUGUUGAGUUAGAAGUGCUAUUUCCAUUUAUGUCCCUUCAGCAGUAGCUUCUACUGCUACCACAUUCUUUAAAUGAUGGAAAUUGAUUAUUCUGUGAAAGAUACAGUCUGAAAGUGUACACAAUGAACUUACUGAUAUCAAAGGAAGCUUUUUUUGUCCAA